Calypte anna (Anna's hummingbird) is the source of this 995-nucleotide messenger RNA. RefSeq names its product DnaJ heat shock protein family (Hsp40) member B2 (gene DNAJB2). Lineage: Eukaryota; Metazoa; Chordata; Aves; Apodiformes; Trochilidae. Gene Ontology annotation, biological process: protein refolding; positive regulation of proteasomal ubiquitin-dependent protein catabolic process. Gene Ontology annotation, molecular function: Hsp70 protein binding; ATPase activator activity. The record is from RefSeq and is a predicted model, not a curated record. Gene Ontology annotation, cellular component: cytosol; endoplasmic reticulum membrane.
ACAGCUGACUGGGCAGGAAGCCAGUGGCGAGCGGAGCCCGGGGGCUGCCCGGGGCGGUGGCCGUGCCCCAGGGGGCUCGCGGCAUUGGCUACACCACCGGGGUCUGCGGGCGAGUGGCCUCGUGGGACAAGCACACGUCAUGGUGGACUACUACGAAGCCCUGGGCGUGAGCCGCAAUGCCACUGCCGACGACAUUAAGAAGGCGUACAGGAAGGCUGCACUGAAAUGGCACCCAGAUAAAAACCCGGACAACAAGGAGUACGCUGAGCAGAGGUUCAAGGAAAUAGCCGAGGCAUAUGAAGUGCUGUCAGACAAACAGAAGCGUGAUGUCUAUGACCGUUAUGGCAAGGAGGGACUUAUGGGUGCAGGAGCAGGGGGCUCCAGGGCCGAUGCCAGGGCCCCUGAAUUCACCUUCACCUUCCGCAGCGCUAACGAUGUCUUCCGGGAGUUCUUUGGUGGCCGAGACCCUUCGCUGACUUUUUGGUAUGAGAUGCUGCCAUUCUCUGAGCUGCGAGGACCUGGCUCCCGGCACCAUGGGGGAAGCCACUUCUUUACCCCCUUCCCAGGAUCCUCAGAUUUCUUCACCUCAUCCUUCAGCUCUGGUGCUGAUGCAGGGAUGGGCUUUCGCUCUGUCUCCACCUCCACCACCUUCGUUAAUGGCAAGCGCAUCACCACCAAGAGGAUUAUUGAGAAUGGGCAGGAGCGGGUGGAAGUGGAAGAGGAUGGGGAGCUGAAGUCAAUCCACAUUGAUGGUGUUCCUGACGACAUGGCACUGGGUCUGGAGCUGAGCCGGCGGGAGCAGCAAGCCCCACGACCCCCCUCGCCCUCACCUCCUGCUCCGCACCGGCCCCCGAGUUCCUCACCUGUCCGCCUCUACACAGACAGCGAGGAUGAGGAUGAGGACUUGCAGCUGGCCAUGGCCUACAGCCUCUCCGAGAUGGAGGCCGCAGGGCACCACCAAGCAGGUGUGUUCUGAGGCUGCUGCGCCCGGGGAC